UGUGUGUGUGUGUGUGUGAAGUCACUACCUCUCAGAGCCGGGGCUGUAGCCGAAGCAGCGCUGUGGACUCUGCCACAGUUGAGGAUCACAGGAUUUCUGGAGCCGCGGAGAGUCUCUCCUCUGCACGGUCCGCUCAGGUUGACAACUGCAGCAGCCUGCCCCCGACAUUAUCCCGCAUGGAGACACCUCCAACCUCGACACCAUGCACCUCUGAAAGCUUCAACACGCCGUCUUUUGUCUAGCCUGCGGGGAGAGAAAAAAAAAAAAAGUCUGCAGGAUCACUUUUCCUUCUGGUGGACCAAGCGGUGAAGGAUUUAAAACAAAACAAAAUCAUUUCUUCUUUUUUUCGGUCAGGCUGUUCCCUUUCUCCCUCCGCCUCCCACGGUCCACUGCUCGAUUUUUGGGACUUUUUGUUUCCUCGGGAAGAAAGCGCCACUGUUCCCCUGAGUCUACCUGCUCGCCCAGCACCCAUGAAUUCGGAUAAAAAUGUGUACCUCGGCAGAGACAAAGGCAUCAUGCGGAAGAGAGCGUUGCUCCUUCGGAAAGGCUGCAGCUUCGAAAUUACCAGCUCUGCCUCGGAGGACUUGGGCUGCAGGCGUGGAGACUUCAGCAGGAAACACUAUGGCUCGGUCGAGCUGCUAAUUUCCAGUGACGCAGAUGGGGCCAUCCAGAGGGCAGGGCGCUUUAGGGUGGAGAAUGGCUCUACAGAUGAGACUUUGGACUACACUCCGGGAACCUGGAGGAGAACCGACGUCCACCUGGAGAAUCCAGAGUACCACACCAGAUGGUUCUUUAAAUACUUCCUGGGAAAAGUUCACCAGAACUACGUGGGUACAGAUGCAGAGAAGAACCCCUUCUACCUGUCAGUCGUCCUCUCAGACCAGAACAACCAGCGGGUUCCUCAGUACAGAGCCAUCCUAUGGAGAAAAACAGGCACUCUGAAGAUCAGCCUCCCCUACAGCCCGACAAAAACACUAUCAGUCAAGUCAAUCCUAAGUGCAAUGAACAUGGACAGGUUUGAGAAAGGCCCCAGGGAGAUCCUCACCCCGGAGAUUCAGAAGGAUCUGCUGGUGUUGGAGGAACAGGAGGGAUCUGUCAACUUUAAAUUCGGUGUCCUGUUUGCCAAAGAUGGACAGCUCACAGAUGAUGAGAUGUUUAGCAAUGAGACGGGGAGUGAGGGCUUCGAUAAGUUUCUCAAUCUUCUGGGUGAUUCCAUAACGCUGCAGGGAUGGGCAGGUUACCGCGGAGGGCUAGACACCAAGAAUGACACUACAGGGAUUAAGUCCAUCUACACAGUGUAUCAGGGCCAUGAGCUCAUGUUCCAUGUGUCCACCAUGUUACCCUACUCUAAAGAGAACAAACAGCAGGUGGAGAGAAAGAGACACAUUGGAAACGACAUUGUUACCAUUGUAUUCCAGGAAGGGGAUGACGCAUCGUCGUCCUUCAAACCGUCUAUGAUCCGAUCGCACUUCACCCAUAUUUUUGCUUUAGUUAGGUAUAAUAGCCAGAAUGACAGUUACAGGUUGAAGAUAUUCUCAGAGGAGAGCGUUCCACUGUUUGGACCCCCUCUCCCGUCUCCGCCUGUGUUUACUGAUCACCAAGAAUUCAGGGACUUUUUAUUAGUCAAAUUAAUCAAUGGAGAGAAAGCCACACUGGAGACACCAACGUUUGCCCAGAAGCGUCAGCGGACCCUCGACAUGUUGAUCCGCUCGCUCUACCAAGACCUCAUGCCAGACCUGCACAAGGUCCCUUUUUCUCCCCAGAACAUGUUAAACCGGCGAUCCUUCAGCGACGUGCUGCCCGAGUCUCCGAAGUCGGCACGCAAGAAGGAGGAGGCGCGUCAGGCUGAGUUUGUCAGAAUAGGGCAGGCUCUGAAGCUAAAGACCAUUGUGAGAGGAGACGCCCCGACCAGCCUUGUUACCACGGGCCUGUGCAGGAAAGAGCCAUGGGAGUCCCAGUCGUUCUGCAGCACUUUCCCCUACGAGAUCGUGUGUGCAGACUCCUGGGGUCAGUCUCUGAUGGUUGCCACGGACACAGCGGGGGUCAUGCUGUUGGAUGGGCCGGAUCCUGCUCUGCCUAACGCUGAGACGCAGGCUCUCCCUCCGGUGCAAGCGUUUGACAAAACCAUGGUGGUGAAGCAGAUGCACGUUCUCGAGCCUCAGGACCUGCUUAUCACCAGGGCGGACAAAGGGAAGGACGCCCGGCUCUAUGUGUUCAGACUGAGCGCGCUCAAGAGAGGCCUGGAGGAGAAGCAGCUCGUCAGGAGCAAGUGUGACAGCCGCGAGAACAAACUGGAGAAAACUAAAGGCUGUCAUUUGUACUCUAUCAACACCCACCACGGCUCCGUGCUGAGGAUAGUAGCAGCUAUCAGGAACAAACUCCUCCUCAUCACCAGGAAACAUCCACGUUUUGAAGGCUUCAGCGCCAUCGCAGCGGGAGCAGACUCACCGGUGGAGGAGUUUCAGUACAUACGGGAGAUCUGUCUGUGUGACCCGCCGGUGGUGAUGGCGUUGGUGGACGGGCCGACGGGGGAAAACGACAACAUGAUCUGUGUGGCCUACAAACAUCAGUUUGACCUGAUCAAUGAGAGCACAGGAGAUGCCUACAGGCUACAUCAUGUAGACGCCAACAGGGUAAAUUAUGUAGCAGCCAUUGAUGUGUACGAAGACGGGGAGGCGGGCCUGCUCUUGUGUUAUAACUAUGUUUGUUACUAUAAGAAAGUUUGUCCGUUUAACGGCUCCACACCGAUGAUCCAGUCCAACACCUCCGACUUCCACUUCAGCUGGAACCAGAUGCCUAAUGCUAUCGUUUGUGCAUUCCCUUACAUAUUGGCCUUCACAACCGACUCCAUUGAGAUCCGGCUGGUGGUCAACGGCAACCUCGUGUACACAGCUGUAGUCCCAGAGCUACAGUUAGCAGCUUCACGGUCGGAUAUCUAUUUUCUCUCGUCUGCUCCGGUGAGCUCAGCAUCCAACUGCAGUUCGAGAGACACCAGUUCCCAUAGUUCCCCACAGACGCCCACCGGCUACGAGAUGCCUGUAUUCCCAUCGCCGCUUGGUGACGAUUCAAUACGGAUCCCCUAUGGUACCAAGCUUUCCCUGUACAUGUCUAAGGACGCCGAAGGUGAAGCAUCAUGUAAACACAUGUUCAAGAUCCCUCUCUGCAACUUGGUGGGCCGCAGCAUCGAAAGACCCCUCAAGUCCCCUCUGGUGAACAAGGUGCUGACUACACCGGCCCCAACCAUGGUUCCUCCAACUCCCCUCAUCUCUGCCUCACACUCGUUGUCACUGUCCCGCAUGGAGAUCAAGGAGAUAGCCAGCCGCACACGGAAGGAGUUGCUCGGCUUGACAGAGGAGCCAAGUGGGAAGCCGGACAGUGGAAGCGUCAAACAGAGGAAGAUGAGCAAGAAGAACACCGAGGAAGAGCCCAAAGCACGAGCACUGACCUCGACAAACAGUGACAGGUUAGCCUCAGAGUCAGUAGAGUCCGACCUGGACGUCCAGCUGCAUUGUUCAUCCAGUUCGGAGGCGGAGCCAGAGAAGGUGGUGCUGCUAGCGGAGAGCCCGACUCUGGCUAACGCCUUCGCCCCCUCCACAUCCUUCGAAGAAGAUGUCCUGGACCUAAAGUGAAGACAAUCCCAUUGUACACUUCUCUGCCCUCACGCUCCUGUACUGUCACCAUUAUUUAAUAGUUUGGGUUGGUUUGCUUUUGAUUUGUUGUUUGUUGAUUUCCUUCAAACAUUAUGUUUGUUUGUAUCCCUGAAUCUUGAGGUCUCCCCAUUCAUCAGACAAGAUGGGUGCAUUGGGAGUUAGAAGACGUGUCUGAGUGCUUGUUUGUUCUCACGAGCAUUCCCUCUGCCACUGUGUGAUGUUUGUGUUGCCCCGCAGCAAAUUACCCAAAGAGGCUAUGAAGUUGCUGUGCGAGAUGACAUGGUUUAUUCAGAGUUCUGCAACAGCCUUGAGGUAAUGCUAACCAUUUGAUCCCGAACCACAAACUGAAUGUAAAUCUGCGCACCGAGGCAAGACAAAAACUUGUUCCCAAUGCCGUCUGAAGUUGCUUAUUAUGUGUUGUAUAUUAUGUGAUUAUUUCCAAUCCACUAUCAAAUACUGUAUGAUAUGCAUAUGUAUGUGUACAUCUGUUAUACAUGGAAAUGUUCACAGUGACAGGUUGUGUAUGCCUGUGAUGCAUAUUUAUAGAUAUAUUAUAAAAAAAAAACAAUUUUAUUCCCAUAUUAAGUAAAAAAAAAAAAAUGUUUUAUUCUAUCUGCACAUUUAAGUCCUUUUUCCUCUCCUUUUCACAGUUUACAGGUAGACAGGGCUGGAGGCAAAGUCUCCCACAAGUGCCAUUUCCCAGCAUCCUCCACUGAACUACACCUCUAACAGCCACCAUAUUAUGGUGUCUUUACAGUAGCAGCCAUGAUUGUAGUCCACAUUAGAUUACUCUGGUGACCCACAACUGCAUUCACACAGACAUUUAGCAACCGGAGGCGCUCUCUAAAAGCCACAUGCACUCAACCUUGAAUCUGCAUGAUCUUUGCCUUUGCUACAAGUAUUGUAUCUUCUGCGCCAAAAGAAAUAGCUUCUUUGGAAACCAAGAGGUCAGCGGCAACAUACCAAACAUGACUGCAUAAAGAGAACCACAAGCUGAGAUCAAAGACAGGUUGGAUGUGAAAAAAACAAAAACGGAAAUACUUUUUCCAUCUAAACUGUAAGAGGUACAAUAUGAAUAUGAGCAAGGGAGGAACAAUCUAAAUAUAAAAGGCAAUGUUAAAGCUAAACUUUGUUAAUCUCACUGAAAAUGUCAGUGAAAAUUACUGUAAAAUAUACUUAGCUCGUUUUAUUCCCUUUUCUGUAUUUAGAAGGUGCUGAAAGUUAGUCAAUUUUAAGUGUUUUUUAUUAUUUUACAUAAAAAAAAGAGAGAUUCAUCAUUUAAAUUGCACUGUGCACAAUUUAAAAAACAAAAUACAGAAAAUGACUGAGUAUUGUGAUUAUGCCCCAAGAUUUUAUUUUAAACAACCUAAAAUUUAGACCAACAAUUAACUAAGACGAGUGUAGAACUCAAAAUAAAAUAGUGUCAGUUAAACCAAAAAUAAGCUUCUAUGAAAGUCUACUAAAGCUUAACAACACAAUAAACUAUUAAGGAGACAUCACAUCAAUGGCUGGAGGCUGAUGCCUUAAAGCAAACAUUUCUUUUCCUUUUUUUUUUUUUUUUUUUUUUAAGGUUUUCAUUGUUCGUCUGGGUCUGGAGAGCCCACAAGCCAUGCUGGUUUUUAUUCCUUAUGUCCAAUAAAACACUGAUUUGUAGCUUUUA
Molecule: messenger RNA, 5310 nt
Organism: Labrus mixtus (cuckoo wrasse)
Lineage: Eukaryota; Metazoa; Chordata; Actinopteri; Labriformes; Labridae
Gene: garnl3
Product: GTPase activating Rap/RanGAP domain like 3
Exons: 31
Coding region: 471-3629 (1052 amino acids)
Biological process (GO): activation of GTPase activity; regulation of small GTPase mediated signal transduction
Cellular component (GO): cytoplasm
Molecular function (GO): GTPase activator activity
Source: RefSeq, a predicted model, not a curated record